UACACGGAAUUUGCACUAAAUGCCAUGUGCAAAGAACAAGGCACUUUUCACAUUACCAUCACAUACCUUUUAAUUUACCUAUACUCUGCCCUUUUCACAAUGCUCUGACCAUCCUGGACUGCAAGAAAACAGCCGGCCAAGCAGCAAACUUCCGUAACUCAAGAGGAGUCAGAAUGUAAAACUAAUCAGACCUGUCGGGGUGGGAUCUGAUUGGGCGAGCCUGCCGUCAGUCAGUGGGAGGGUAUGUGUGUGUGUGUGCUGGAGAUUUUGUGGGCAGACUCCAGCGAAGGAGCCGAAGCAGGAGCAGAGUGUGAGAGAGGGAGCUAAGUCUAUCAAGAGGACGAUCUCUGCUCCUGUCCAGAAACAAGCUCCUGACUCUGGCAUGGCUCUGGGAGAGCUCAUCUUCACCCUGCUUGGGUUCUGCGUCAUCCUCUUCUGCGGAGUCAGGUUGGCACACCUGCUGAUGAUGCUUUCCCCGAAGGUCUGGAACCCCCUUCCUGAGAACUUUUUUACCUCAAAAGGAAAAUGGGCAGUGAUUACUGGGGGUUCAGAUGGAAUAGGAAAAGCUUACGCACAAGAGUUAGCGAGGCGUGGGCUGAACGUGGUCAUCAUCAGCAGGACUAAAGAGAAGCUGGACGGAGUAGCGAGAGAGAUAGAGCUAAAAACAGAGGCAAAGGUCAGAGCAAUAGCUGCUGAUUUCACCAAAGACGAUAUUUACAGAGACAUAGAAGAGAACAUUGAGGGUCUGGACAUUGGCCUUUUAGUUAACAACGUGGGCAUUCUGCCAACCCAGUUACCCUGCAAACUACUUGAAACAGCUAAUCUAGAAGAGAAAAUCAAUCAAGUGAUCAACUGUAACGUCAAAACCAUGGUGAAGAUGUGUCACAUUGUCCUUCCUGGAAUGGUGGAAAGGGGACGGGGGAUAGUUCUGAACGUGUCGUCUGGCAUAGCAAAAAUCCCCUGUCCCACCUACGCUUUAUACGCAGCAUCAAAGGCUUUUGUUGAGAGAUUCUCACAGGGACUUCUAGCUGAAUACAGAUCCAGUGGAAUUCUUAUUCAGUCAGUGUCUCCUUUUGGAGUCUCCACAACGAUGACGGGCCACCCGAAGCCAGACCUGAUCACCUUCACAGCUGAGGAGUUUGUGAGGAAUUCGUUGAUGUAUCUGAAAACUGGAGAACAAACAUACGGCAGUGUCAGACAUUCAAUUCUGGGCUGGGUCAUCCAGGCCAUUCCUACCUGGGUCCUGAGGAGUGAAGCGUUUCAUCAGCACUUUCAGGAAUACGUGAAGAGGAGAGUGUGCAGCUGAGCACUGUGUUUGUACUGCAUGGUUUCUAUGGAGCACUUUAUUAUGCUCUUUGCACUACUGUAAUUCUUGUUUGCACUUGAUGAUGGCGCCCCUAUCUGAGACGGUCCAUUGGGAAAGAUAAAGGUCACGCUGACCUCGAACAGCACCUUAGGAUAGUAAAACAGACACUUUUCACCCAAGUCAUUAUCUCAGACUUCCUGAGAAGAAGCUCAGUGGAGCAGAGCUGAGUGACAAGACUGUCUGACUCUUUAUUUAUCCCAAAACAAAAGAUACAGCCAGCAGCAAGGAAACACAGAGUGAUCCUGUCAGACAUAUCUCAUUUCUGCUCCAAAACAUUUAUCCAUAUUAUUCUCAACAUCAGUACUCACAUCAUUCCACACUUCUAAUUACCUUUCAUGAUCAUAAAUAUUUGAUGUAGAAUGUUGUUUAAAAGUUGUAAAGGUUAAUAAAAAAAAAAAAAAAAAAAAA
Molecule: messenger RNA, 1774 nt
Organism: Astyanax mexicanus (Mexican tetra)
Lineage: Eukaryota; Metazoa; Chordata; Actinopteri; Characiformes; Acestrorhamphidae
Gene: hsd17b3
Product: hydroxysteroid (17-beta) dehydrogenase 3
Exons: 11
Coding region: 383-1306 (307 amino acids)
Cellular component (GO): endoplasmic reticulum
Molecular function (GO): testosterone dehydrogenase (NADP+) activity
Source: RefSeq, a predicted model, not a curated record